Colias croceus (clouded yellow) is the source of this 635-nucleotide messenger RNA. It is a transcript of the gene galla-2, whose product is annotated as MIP18 family protein galla-2. Lineage: Eukaryota; Metazoa; Arthropoda; Insecta; Lepidoptera; Pieridae. Gene Ontology annotation, cellular component: cytosolic [4Fe-4S] assembly targeting complex. The transcript is spliced from 2 exons. The record is from RefSeq and is a predicted model, not a curated record. Gene Ontology annotation, biological process: iron-sulfur cluster assembly. The coding region runs from base 71 to 535 and encodes 154 amino acids.
UACUUCGUCUCAUUGCGUUUGCAUAAUUUUGAAAAAUAUUACUUCAUUAAUAAAGCCGAUAAACACAAAAAUGAAAGUAGCAGACAACGUGAAUCCAAAUGUGUACGAGAAAGGUUCAGCCAGAGAGCUAACUCGAGCCGAUUUUGACGAAAAUAUUGCAGAUGAAUUUGACACACGAGAAGUAUUUGAUUUAAUACGCAAUAUUUGCGAUCCGGAGCACCCUUUAUCAUUGGAGGAGCUGCGUGUUGUAGAAGAAAGUAACAUCCAAGUUGAUAAUGAAAAUAAUGCCGUGCAUGUUUUCUUUACGCCGACUAUACCACAUUGCAGUAUGGCCACCUUGAUUGGUCUAUCAAUCCGGGUGCAACUGCUCCGCUCUCUGCCGAGCCGUUUCAAAGUGACAGUCGAAGUGACGGAGGGUACACAUGUAUCGGAACAUGCAGUUAAUAAACAAUUGGCGGAUAAAGAAAGAAUUGCCGCCGCUUUGGAGAACAAGAAUCUGUUGCAAAUUAUAAAUCAGUGUGUGAGGUCGUUGUGAUUUAUUUAACACUAGCUGUGCCCCGCGGCUGCGGCCGCUUUGUCUAAAACCUAAUCUAUCUAUACUAAUAUAAAGAGGAAAAGUUUGUAAUUAUGUAUGU